GAGAGAGAGAGAGAGAGAGAGAGACAGGAAAUCGCGAAAACCCGUUUCGUUGCUGCACCCUCCCCUGUCGUAAAACGUCGCACCUCCGCUUCUCUUCCCCGGUUUGCACGCCCUAGAGUUUCUUCCCUUCUCGGAGGAGAAGACGUGAGAGAGAAGGAGAGAAAGAGAGGAAGAAGAGAAGGUCUUCGAUGGCGCUCUCGACUCUUCUAAGAUCUGCUUUUUCCGUGAUUGGUGGAUCGCGCGACUGCUUCCCCUCCGAUUCUUCCAGGGUACUUCGCAUCAGGAGCUCCAGCUCGGCUCAGAUCUCUUCAAGUUUUUUCGGUUCUUCCCUUACCUCCGUGGAUAUAUAUUCAUCACAUAAACAUGUUGCGAGGAGAAGCAUUCAGCCAGUCAAGGCCACAGCCACUGAAGCCCCUCCCGUCGUUAAAAGUUCUUCACGUGGUGGAAAGACAAAAAUCGGCAUCAAUGGAUUCGGACGUAUUGGAAGGCUUGUAAUGCGCAUAGCAACCACAAGAGAUGACAUUGAAGUCGUAGCUGUUAAUGAUCCAUUCAUUGAUGCUAAAUAUAUGGCGUACAUGCUUAAGUAUGAUUCAACACAUGGAGUCUUCAAAGGAACCAUCAAAGUUGUGGACGAGUCCAACUUAGAAAUCAAUGGUAAAAGGAUUGCAGUCACAUGCAAAAGAGAUCCAGCUGAGAUCCCAUGGGGUGAUUAUGGGGCCGAAUAUGUCGUUGAAUCUUCUGGUGUUUUUACGACAAUGGACAAGGCAUCAGCUCACUUGAAGGGUGGUGCAAAAAAGGUGGUAAUAUCUGCUCCAUCUGCUGAUGCUCCUAUGUUUGUAGUUGGUGUAAAUGAGAAGACAUACAAACCAUCUAUGAAUAUUGUUUCUAAUGCAAGCUGUACAACCAACUGUCUUGCACCUCUUGCCAAGGUUGUCCAUGAGGAGUUUGGAAUUGCUGAAGGACUUAUGACUACUGUCCAUGCGACAACAGCCACACAGAAGACUGUUGAUGGCCCUUCAACGAAAGAUUGGCGUGGAGGCCGAGGUGCCGGACAGAACAUCAUCCCCAGUUCGACUGGUGCAGCAAAGGCUGUUGGUAAAGUCCUUCCAGAACUAAAUGGGAAGCUCACUGGGAUGGCUUUCAGAGUUCCUACACCUAAUGUUUCUGUUGUAGACUUAACCUGCCGACUUGAGAAAAGUGCAUCAUAUGAUGAUGUAAAAGCAGCUAUUAGGUAUGCAUCAGAAGGCACACUGAAAGGUAUUCUUGGCUACACUGAUGACGAUGUCGUGUCCAACGAUUUUGUAGGUGACUCUAGGUCCAGCAUCUUUGAUGCCAAGGCUGGGAUAGGAUUAAGCGACGCUUUCAUGAAGCUAGUCUCGUGGUAUGACAAUGAGUGGGGCUACAGCAACCGUGUUCUUGACCUCAUCGAACACAUGGCCCUGGUGAGCGCCCAUCACUGAAACGUGCCAAGGAAUCGGGAACCUGCAGACGUGCGUCGCCAAAGCUGCGAUUUUGAUGUAGGUGGCCUCUUGUUGUUUUGUUUCUCGUAUAUUGGAAUAAGAUGUAGAACGUUGACAUCGCUACAAUUUAUUACGUGAGUUGACA
Musa acuminata subsp. malaccensis (wild Malaysian banana) is the source of this 1605-nucleotide messenger RNA. RefSeq names its product glyceraldehyde-3-phosphate dehydrogenase GAPCP2, chloroplastic. NCBI's taxonomy places the organism in Eukaryota, Viridiplantae, Streptophyta, Magnoliopsida, Zingiberales, Musaceae. Gene Ontology annotation, biological process: glucose metabolic process. Gene Ontology annotation, molecular function: NAD binding; oxidoreductase activity, acting on the aldehyde or oxo group of donors, NAD or NADP as acceptor; NADP binding. The record is from RefSeq and is a predicted model, not a curated record.